UGUCAAAACCCAAUUUUAACUGUCAACUAAAUAAAACAAGUUUCAUCCUGUUGAACUUCGUAUUACGUGUGAUUUAUUUUUGAACUUAAUAAUCUAAUUUAAACAACUCAUAACACUAAUACAAUGGCAGAUCACGACGAUUUUGAAGAUAGCCAAUAUCCCGACAACGACGAGUUUGUGCCUUAUGUGACUGCCGGUAACCUGGGAAAAAAUGGCGCGAAAGUGACGCUGUGGGGCAAAGUGACCAAAGUUACGGCUAGUGAAGGAUUCUAUGUGAAAACGGUAGACGAUCAGGAGGUUCUUAUCAAAUUGAAGCAUCCUUUGAAUGAACCGUUAGAAGGCUGGUACGAGAUAUACGGAGUUGUUCAUGGGAAGACAGUGAUGUGUGAUGAAUAUGUUCCUUUCCAUGAAGAAAUGACAAAGAAUAUCGACCUUGAGGGUCACAAAGCGCUGGCGAGGUUGUUAGUGGCUAUUGAUGAACCUUGGAAGUUGGGAAAUGACCAAGAUUCAAUAAAAAGUUCCAUGACAGGUGUUGUACCAAUGGAAUGAAACUACGAGACAGUGAUAAAAGUUAUAUUUCUGUAUUCUUAAAUUAAUUUGUGAGAAAACAUUUGAUCAUGAUUUGUAACAGUGUUGUAAGAAGUUAUACUUUGUUGUUACACAUUCCAUUGUUCCCAUCCAAUACAUUGUUGGAUUGUGAAAAUAAAAUUUGUAACUCGGUCAGUGGGUAGCCUUAGUGGCUCUUUUUGGUCUGUAUUAAAUGAACUGUAGCUUAAAAUUAAAAUGAAUACCAGUUCUUGUAGAUUCAUUAACAUUUUUGGGCAAAUGUUAAAUUUACAAUUAGACUAGUAUAAGAUGUAAUAAUGUAUAAUUUCGUACAAGGAACAAUAUAAAUUUGUCACUUCUUAUGUCAUCCAAGAACUAUAAAUGUUAUUUUUAAAUGCUGUAAAAAUCAUUCACCUUGUUAUGUCUGAUGGUUAUACUCACUGCUUUAAAGCCAAUUGAAUUGGUUUAAUGUACAUUUUCUAUUUAAUACUGAUAGCUUUACAUAAUAUUAUAAGGUAUUUUUUUCAAAA
Spodoptera litura is the source of this 1076-nucleotide messenger RNA. RefSeq names its product replication protein A3 (gene Rpa3). The record is from RefSeq and is a predicted model, not a curated record. Gene Ontology annotation, molecular function: single-stranded DNA binding; damaged DNA binding. Gene Ontology annotation, biological process: DNA replication; mismatch repair; nucleotide-excision repair. Lineage: Eukaryota; Metazoa; Arthropoda; Insecta; Lepidoptera; Noctuidae. Gene Ontology annotation, cellular component: nucleus; site of double-strand break; DNA replication factor A complex.